Molecule: messenger RNA, 3345 nt
Organism: Diaporthe batatas
Lineage: Eukaryota; Fungi; Ascomycota; Sordariomycetes; Diaporthales; Diaporthaceae
Exons: 6
Coding region: 1-3345 (1114 amino acids)
Biological process (GO): intra-Golgi vesicle-mediated transport
Cellular component (GO): endosome; cytoplasm; trans-Golgi network
Molecular function (GO): protein binding; GTPase activator activity
Source: RefSeq, a predicted model, not a curated record
AUGGGCAACAUCUCGAGUAGGCCCGACGACGGCGCCGCCCUCUAUCUCAGCGACCAGAAUCGAUUAUCUAUCGCAUCGCUCGUCAUAAGCAAUACCCGGAAGCGCACGUCCAUCACCGUCUCCCCGAAUGCAUUCCCCGCCACAAGAGUAUCAGCAUCGCGCCCUGCCGGCGAUAACACCCCAGUUGAGUUUAUACAGGAUCCUGAGCUGGCGACGAACCCUGGCGCAUCUGCCUUCCUGCUGAAGCUCAGCAACGAUGACGAGCUCAUGUUCACAUUCACCUUCAACGUCCGUCAGACACCCACCACCAGCCCCGACCCGAAUACCACCAAUACGGUGGACACCCAGAUCAAUGGUCUCACAUAUGUUUAUGCAUCCACCUCGAGAGAAGUCGAGAAUCUCGUCACGCGGGAAUUCCACGCGGACCCAAACCUACACAAGAACUCCAACGUCGAGCUUAUCGGCGACUUCACCACGGGCGGCAGCGGCUCCGUCACCUUCGAUUGGGCUUGGAAGUGGAAACCGCCCAGGAACGCCGAGGAUUCGGGCGGCGGGUGGAGGAAUUCCUGCAGCUUUGUGCAAUACGACUCGCGCGCCCACGAGCUGCAGACCCUCGCCAGCUUCUCAUUCUGGGUCCAGAACACGUCGCCCUAUCUCAGCCAACCUAGUUCCCCGCCGCCCUUUCUCUUGACUGUUCCGCCGAGGAGCCGCGGCGCUUCGUCUCAGUCCGUGGAGUCGAGAAUAAGCACCCUUGAGAUCGACGAGCCUGCUUCCCCUACCGUCGCAGCUCACGACGCUAACAGCGUAGUCUCGCCUUCUACGACCACCAUCGCCGUUCCAGUCGCCACCCCCCUCCCAGAGCCCGUAAAGGUCGAUGUUUCUUGCCCGAGGCCCAAUGACGAUGUCUCCGCGUCGGACGACGGGCCUGUCUUCCGCGCGACGAUGAAAGCGCUAGAGCAAAAAACAGGGAACAUGCGGACCCAGAUGAAGCGCAUGAUCAAGAAGGCAGAAGCUGCCCACGCAGCACAGAUCGAGGCAAACGAUGCGCAGGUGGCCUUUGUCGAAUCACUCCGGGGCGCCUCAUCUACCAACGCCAACGCCGUCCAGCCGGCCAUCGAGCACUACUUUGACAAGAUCGCGCGGGAGAUCCUCAGCUACGAGAGGCAGAACACGCUCAACCUGCAGAAGAUAGUGAUCGAACCGCUGAGUAAGCUGUACCAGAUCGACAUCAAACAAGCAGAGGCCAAGAAGCGAGAUUUCGAGGAGGAAAGCAAGGACUUUUACGCCUACGUUGGUCGGUACCUCGGUCAGCGACACGAUUCGGUCAAGGCCAAGCACAGUGACACCAAAUACCAAACAAAGCGGCGCAAUUUCGAGCUCAAGCGCUUUGAUUACUCCUCGUUCAUGCAGGACCUGUCAGGGGGCCGCAAGGAACAAGAAGUGUUGUCGCAUCUCACUAGAUAUGCAGAUGCCCAGGCCCGGGCUUACCUGCAAGCUUCCAAGAAGGUCGAAAGGCUGCUCCCCCAGCUGGAGGCCCUCUCGAGCGAGGUUCAGGUUGCGGACAAGGAGUACCAAUACCAACGCCGAGAGCGUGAGGAGAAGCGGAGGCUCCUCGAGAAGAGCAAUCUCACCUACGUGGAGCCCGACUCCAUACCCUCUUCGGUCUCGGGCAACGCGGCGAACGGGAACACGUCCGACACGGAGAUAAGCAGGGCGGACAGCACGGGCUCACAGCUCAAGUCCGUCGCGAUCAGCAGCUCAAACACGCCAGCUCCCAGCACCGGCGACCUCUCCAGGUCCCCUGGCAGCCUGAGCCACGCCAUGCUGGCCAGUCCGUCCCAGGGCUCAAAGUUCAAGGGAAUUCGCGACCUUGAGGAGCGCGAUACCACUCAGACCGAGACGGAAUCGCAGAGAAAGGAAGGGCUCCUGUGGGCUUUGAACCGCCCCGGCGGGCAUGUCGACCCUCGCAACUUGAAUAAGCAGGGUUGGCACAAGUUCUGGAUCGUCCUGGACGGGGGCAAGCUCUCAGAGUACAGCAACUGGAAGCAAAGGCUCGACCUGCACAUGGACCCCAUCGAUCUGCGGAUGGCAUCCGUCAGGGAAGCAAGGAACGCCGAGCGUCGUUUCUGUUUCGAAGUAAUCACCCCGCACUUCAAGCGAGUCUACCAGGCGACUUCAGAGGAGGACAUGAACAGCUGGAUCACAGCCAUCAACAACGCGCUGCAGAGCGCUGUCGAGAGGGGCCUGAAGGACCAGCCGGCACACUCCAGCACGCCGUCCAGCGACUCCGGUUCCUUUAGGAGAGACAUCGGUUCCAUCCUGACAGGCAAGAGCCCGUCACUCGGGCAUGCGCAAGCACAUCCGCCGUCGGCAAACAUGCCCGGUCGGCGGACGACCGUCGGUGCUCGGCCACAGACGGGGCGCGCACCCAGCGGCGGCGGCACCUUUGAUGAAAGCCCUGACAAGCUACUCCAAAUGCUCCGCGACAACGACCAAGGGAACUGUUGGUGUGCUGAUUGCGGGUCCGGGUCCAAGGUUGAAUGGGUGUCCAUCAACCUUGCCAUCAUCCUCUGUAUCGAGUGCAGCGGGAUCCACAGGUCACUGGGGACGCACAUCAGCAAGGUCCGGUCGCUGACCCUGGACAUCACCUCUUUCACGCCCGACAUUGUCGAGCUGCUCCUGCUCGUGGGCAACCGCGUCUCCAACAUGAUCUGGGAGUCGAGGUUGGAGCCGGGCAUGAAGCCCUCGCCUCAGGCAACCCGCGAGCAGAGGCUGCGCUUCAUCACUUCCAAGUACGUGGACAGGGCUUUCGUCGAGCCCAUCUCGGCCACGCUGUCCAGGUACCCCUCCCCCGAUGAUACACUUCUUGCGGCCAUAAAGAAGAACGAGAUCCAGCAGGUCAUCUAUGCCCUAGCCCUCCGUGCCAACCCCAACGUGGCGGACAAGUCCCGCGGCACCCACCCCGUCUUCCUCGCACUGGCAGCUGCCGAUCCCGCCUCUCCGAGCCCAGCAGUCUCGCCUCAACCACCCCCGCCGGCCGACGUGAAAACGGUCCCAUUCGCCAUCGCCGAGAUGCUCUUACAGAAUGGUGCUGAGGUCCCCACUGGGCUGCCUGCUUUCCCGCUCAGCCGCAGUGCUCUUCAGUAUCUCGACAAUAAGCGCGGGAAGUCGACGAUGCCUGGGUCGUUCCUCACGGGCAACGUCGGUGUCGAUGCCGUGGGAAGCCUUCCUGCCGGCGGCGGCAGCGGGGCGAGCCCCCUGGCGUCCAAGGACAAGGAGGGCCGGAUCGCGAAGCGUGCCAGUGCGGGUGGCAGGCUAGCCAAGUCACCCAUUCCUGAGAGGUAG